This is a messenger RNA of Tripterygium wilfordii, 919 nucleotides long. RefSeq lists its product as uncharacterized. The record is from RefSeq and is a predicted model, not a curated record. NCBI's taxonomy places the organism in Eukaryota, Viridiplantae, Streptophyta, Magnoliopsida, Celastrales, Celastraceae. The coding region runs from base 69 to 806 and encodes 245 amino acids. The transcript has a single exon.
UUAUAUCCCAGACAAGAAUUUUUCAAGCCCAUCACCUAAUCUUCAAUUUCCUCUGAUUAGCCAAAAUCAUGGCAUUCCAAAAGGAGUACCUUGAUCUAGUUUUGGUCCCAACUGGGUUGCUGAUCAUGUUUGGUUACCAUCUCUUCCUUCUCUACAGGUACCUUCAUCUUCCCCACACUACAGUCAUUGGCUUUGAAAACAAUGACAAGAGAGCUUGGGUUGAAGGAGUCAUGAAUGCUGAUAAAAGAGAAGUUGAAAUGGCCCUGGCAGUGAUCGCAUCCAACACGUCCGCGGCGACAUUCUUAGCUUCAAUUUCUCUGACUCUAAGCUCCAUAAUUGGUGCUUGGCUUGGAGGAUCUUCUAAUAAUGUCUUUGAGAGUGGAUUAAUUUAUGGUGACACAAGGCCAUCCACAAUUUCAAUCAAGUACAUAUGUCUACUAGCUUGUUUUCUCCUUGCUUUUGCUAGUUUUGUUCAAUCAGCAAGGCUGUUUGUUCAUGCAAAUUACCUAAUUAGCACACCAAAUAGUGACAUACCAGUUGAGAUUGUGGAGAAUGCAGUGAUAAAAGGAGGAGAUUUUUGGUCAAUUGGGCUUAGAGCACUCUAUUUCGCUCUUGAUUUGCUGCUGUGGUUUUUUGGGCCAAUACCAAUGUUUGCUUCAUCAGUUAUUAUGGUGUUUGUUCUGUAUUACCUUGACACCAAUUCAGCUCCUCUGCUGCAGCACAAGCAAUUAAGAUCAAACUGGCUCACAAGAACGGCUAAUCGAAUUUCCGAGGUAGCCAUCGACAUUGAGCAGAUCAUCAAAUAAGGUCAAUUGCUGAAUUGUACGAGAUGAAUUUUCAAGUUUCUGAAUUCUUUUUUGUUUCUCUAAUUUUCAUGUCAUCAAUGAAUUGCAAGUAGUGUUUGAGUUGUUUUGCGUUA